CAACUAGCCGUUGGAGUCAGGGCAGCGGCGGCGGACGCGGCUGAAAGCUGUCGACCGUGCCGCGCCGCCCCCAACGGUCACUGGAGAGGAAGAAGAAACUCGCAUUUCCAUCCCCAGCCAAUUGUCGCUCGCCUUUAAAUCCUGCGCCCCACCGCCGCCUCCACUCCCACCGCUCUCUAUCCUCCCACUCAAAUACUCCUCAAUAGCCAUCGAGGAGAAGGGAGAUAGAAACGGGAGGGAACACCCACUCGAUCGUCAGCCAUGACCCGGGGAGAGAACCAGGAGUCGCAAACCGGUAACGUCCCCGCCGCAUCCGCGGCGGCGCCGGGGCCGAAGCCGGCGUCGGCGGGGGGCGGGAAAGGCGCGGAGGGCCAGUCGGUGGUGCGGCGGCUGCAGUCGGAGCUGAUGGCGCUGAUGAUGGGCGGCGACCCGGGCGUGUCGGCAUUUCCCGAGGGGGACAACAUGCUCCACUGGGUGGGCACCAUCGACGGCUCCGCCGGGACGGCCUACGAGGGCACCUCCUACCGCCUCGCGUUGGCCUUCACCGCCGAGUACCCGUACAAGCCGCCCAAGGUGCGGUUCGACACCCCCUGCUUCCACCCCAACGUCGACGUGCACGGCAACAUCUGCCUGGACAUCCUCCAGGACAAGUGGUCCUCCGCCUACGACGUGCGCACCAUCCUCCUCUCCAUCCAGAGCCUGCUUGGAGAGCCGAACAACGACUCGCCGCUCAACACUCAGGCGGCAGCGCUCUGGGCGAACCAGGAAGAGUUUAGGAAGAUGGUGGAGAAAAUCUACAAGCCCGCCGCGUAGAGGAGGAUGACAGCGCCUGGUGAAGAUGUGGGUUCUUCAAGCACUGAUUUCGCUUGGAUUGAUCGACAAGAGAUUAUAUUUGGAUGGUUUGGGUUCCCAGUCUGGUGCUGUAGCAGGAAGGAAUAUUUGGGUCGCCUAGAGCCUGGCGAUUCUGUAAUUGUUCUGAGUUCUAAAAUGUUCAGAUAUUCAUUUUUCCAUGAAUCGUUUUCGUC
Messenger RNA from Zea mays, 1025 nucleotides. RefSeq names its product ubiquitin-conjugating enzyme X. The transcript is spliced from 3 exons. NCBI's taxonomy places the organism in Eukaryota, Viridiplantae, Streptophyta, Magnoliopsida, Poales, Poaceae. Bases 262 to 813 code for a protein of 183 amino acids. The record is from RefSeq and is marked validated.